Nezara viridula (southern green stink bug) is the source of this 3927-nucleotide messenger RNA. The record is from the annotation of a GenBank genome assembly. NCBI's taxonomy places the organism in Eukaryota, Metazoa, Arthropoda, Insecta, Hemiptera, Pentatomidae.
AUGAGAGCCAAUGACCAGCUCGGCGACUACUCCAGAAUCCCCGCGAAGCUACCAGAAGAUUUGUCUCCAGAGGUGCCGCAUUCCGACAACAUGGACGCAACCGGAUAUUUACCCCCUUCCGAGGUCAUAAUAAAAAACAAAAACACCCGCAACUUAAGUGAAAAAUGUGUGGAUCCUCAUCCAAGUACCAAAAACAAAAGUCUUUCUUCAUCAACAUCCACCGAGGACACAAUGAAGAACAAGAACUUGUUGAGAAUUUGGAACAAAAAUCAAGCAGUCUACCAGAUCGAACAAAAGAGCCAAAUCAAAGAACCUGGGAAAGUGAGGACAAUUUUUAAAUCGUUACGCUACGCAAAGAAGAAAGACAAGAUCAAUCUAGUCCUGAGCAUCGCCAUUGCCAUCAGUCUUGGAUUCAUUAGCCCAUUCAACAUGUACUACCUCCUGACACCCGUACUAACUGUAUUCAUCAAUGCAGAGACCGUAGGAAAUCCGCAUAACGUCAACAUGACCGAGGAGAUUCCCCAGAUAGUGGAGUUCGGUUAUGGUUUCUUUAUUACUGCAGCUUUCACAAUAAUUGUUGCAGUGACUGAGAUCAUGGCUUCUGAAAUCGCUUCUCGUAACAUAAUAGCCAGAAUUAAGACCGCCUACUUAUCAAAGAUGCUGUCCAUGGAGAUCAGUUGGUAUGAUAAAGGGCAAGAACAAUUUGUGAAUACUGUGGUACAUGACUUGCAAAAGAUGGCGGUAUUAUUUGACAGUAAAAUGAUUAAUGGAGUAGAAAUGUUUUCAGCAUUACUUUUCGGUUUCCUGGCUGGCCUCCUCCUUUCUUGGAAGGUUGCGCUUUUGACACUUGUAACUAUGUCAAUUGCUAUCUCGAUCUUAUACUUAUUACUACAAGCAUCCAAAAAGAAGGGAAAAUCACAGCACCAAUACGUAACAAAUUGCACGAAAAUUGCCUCUGAAGUACUUGGAAACCCCUGUACAGUCGCUGCGUAUGGAGGAGAAUUUAAAGAAAUUGAGAGGUACAAAAGUACAUUAAAGAUGGCAAAUAAGAUUGAAUUACAAAAUACUGCAGUGAUCUCUGCAGGGAAAGGAUUCAGUUAUUUCUUUUUGUGCAUUUGCUAUUUGGCCGCUUAUUAUUUUUGUGUAUGGUUAUAUCUUUGGGAUGACUUUAACCCUGGAUACCUAGCAGUUCUUUUACCAGCACAAAUAAGCGCUAUUUACCAUGGCACAUAUUUGCUCAGUACUAUUUCUGAUCUCAAUGUAGCAACAGAUUCAGCAUACAGAGUUAUGAGGUUUCUUGAUACUGAGACCAGCUAUAACAAAUCAAUCAAACAAGGAAUCGAACCUGAAAAAUUUAAGGCUAAUGUCUCUUUCAGAAACGUUCAGUUCUCCUAUCCGACAAACAUACAAACAAAGGUGCUCCAUGAUCUAACAUUGGAUAUCGAGCUUGGAAAAGUCACAGCGGUUGUAGGAACUAGUGGUGCCGGAAAAAGUACAAUUGUAAGCCUGAUUUCCUGCCUUUAUGAUAUCACUGCUGGGCAGAUUCUUAUUGGGGGAGUUGAUAUAAAGAAACUGAAUGUCAGUUGGUUGAGAGAUCAUAUUGGCGUCGUAUCACAAGAACCUAUGCUCUUUGAUACUUCGAUAGAAGAAAACAUCAGAUAUGGCAAAACUGAUGCAUCUUUGGAGGAGAUCGUUGAAGCAGCAGAGAUUUCUUAUGCUCACAAUUUCAUAGAGAAAUUACCUUCGGGCUACGAUUGCCUUGUUGGAGAAAGAGGCGUAAAGCUUUCUGGAGGUCAGAAACAGAGGAUCGCCAUUGCUAGAGCCAUCGUCAGGAAGCCGAAACUGCUUCUUCUUGACGAAGCCACUUCUGCGCUGGAUUCUCAUUCAGAAGGCAUUGUACAAAAAGCCCUUGAUAACGCCAUGCGUGGCAGGACUACCUUGAUCAUUGCUCACAGAAUGUCCACAGUGAGGAACGCUGAUGUUAUAUAUGCUAUGAAAGAAGGGCGUGUCGUGGAAAAAGGCACACACAAUGAGCUGAUGGAACUUGGAGGAUAUUACUAUUCUUUAGCCAAGAUUCAAGAACUUGAGGAAAAGGACAAAGUUGUUCCGCUAAUCCAACAAAGUAUUCCUAAAGAAGAAUCGAUAAAAGAAACUAUAUCAUCCGUUGAGGAAAACUUGGAGAUAUCUCAGGACAACCAAAUGAAACACAUACGUUGGCUGAGAAAGAAAAACCUCAAAAUAAUGUUUCUGUGGUUCUUGGUCAUUUUGUUCACCAUCAUCACUUCAGCAUUUCUUCCAAUUUUUUUCCAUACAUUCAGUUUGCUUUGCCAGUCUUUCACGUACACAAAAAAUGAAUUGAGUCGAAUUUCCUUGACGUAUGUUGGUUUUCUCUUUGGACUUGGCAUCAUUAGUUUUUUCGCAGUGGCCUUAUCCGGUAUGAUGUCAACUAUUGGUACUCAACUAUGGUUGGGAAAAUUACAGAAAAUAGCUUUCAAUAAAAUAGUUUCUAUGGACAUAAGUUGGUUCGACUGGAAUGGCAAUUCUCCAAACGAAUGCCUUGAAAUACUGACCAAUAGCCCACCGCUUAUCAAAUCGGUGACAGGAGACAGGGCAACUCAAGUUGUCAUGUUCACGCUUUCGCUGCUAUUCGCUAUUGGCUAUUCAUUCUACGUCAGUACGAAUAUAACUUUGGUAAAUUUACCAAUCUUCAUUGUCUUCUUCAUCAUCAACUAUUGUAGAAUGAGGUCGAAGGAUGCUGACGUUCGUUCUGCCUCCAACCUAACCAGAUCGACCAAGAUGGCUUCUGAAUAUGUUCAAAGUGUCAAAACUGUUCAAAUACUUAACUGUCAAAAGUAUGUGGUGAAGGCGUACCAAGAUAUGCUUGUUCGUUCUAAGAAGGAAGGAUUUAUAAGCGUCGUUUGGUUUGGGGCUGUUUACGCCUUUUCUGGAUCUUUGAUACGAUUGUCGAUGGGGAUAUUAUUUAUCUACGGAGUCAAUAUAGUUGCCAAUAGCAGUGUUACAGGAACGUCACUUAUUGGAAUUAUAUUUACACUGAUGUCGGUCGCUUCGCUGACUGGACCCACCUUGAUCUUGCUGAGCCAGUACCCAGCAGCUAGGCAAGCGAUAAAUCAACUCUACAGAAUCGCCAAUACUAAGACCAUUCUCAAUACUUUGACAGAUCAGGGAAUAAAACCAGAAAUAAAUGGAAACAUUGAAUUCCAAGAUGUGACCUUCUCUUAUCCGACAAGGGAAAAAGUGCAAGUUCUCAAAAGGCUGAACCUCAGGAUCGAAGCAGGAAAGACGGUAGCUCUAGUAGGGGACUCUGGCUGCGGCAAAUCGACAAUCGUCUCACUUCUGGAGAGGUUCUAUCUUCCCAAUGAAGGGAAAAUAUUGAUCGACGGCAACGAUAUAAAUGAUAUAAAUGUGAGAUAUUUGCGAAGUCAAAUGGGUCUCGUUUCGCAAGAGCCAGUUCUAUUUGAUAUGACAAUAAAGGAAAAUAUUCUUUAUGGUUUGGAAGAAGAGAUCUCGAUGGAAAAGGUCAUCGAAGCUGCAAAAAUAUCAAACAUCCACGACUUUAUAAUGAAGCUUCCCCAGGCUUAUGACGCAUUUGUCGGAGAAAGGGGUUCGAAGUUAUCAGGUGGACAGAAGCAAAGGAUUGCUAUUGCUAGAGCUGUCGUCAGGAAUCCUAAGAUAUUACUUCUGGACGAAGCUACGUCAGCGUUGGACACAGAGAAUGAAAAGGCAGUGCAGGAAGCUCUGGAGAACGCCUCUGUCGGUCGGACCACUAUCGUGAUAGCUCACAGACUGUCGACGAUCCGUAAGGCAGACAAGAUAGUGGUCCUCCAGUCCGGUGUGGUAGUAGAGGAAGGGAACCACGAACAGCUGAUGGAGAGGAGAGGCCACUAUUACCAUCUGCUUAGUAGAUAA